Molecule: messenger RNA, 3068 nt
Organism: Monopterus albus (swamp eel)
Lineage: Eukaryota; Metazoa; Chordata; Actinopteri; Synbranchiformes; Synbranchidae
Product: vesicular glutamate transporter 1-like
Exons: 13
Coding region: 426-2171 (581 amino acids)
Biological process (GO): regulation of synapse structure or activity; neurotransmitter loading into synaptic vesicle; transmembrane transport
Cellular component (GO): excitatory synapse; synaptic vesicle membrane
Molecular function (GO): L-glutamate transmembrane transporter activity; neurotransmitter transmembrane transporter activity
Source: RefSeq, a predicted model, not a curated record
GCGCGCGGGCGCGGAGAGAUUAGCGCUCAUGCAGCAGUAAUCUGGUUUCAGGACCACGGCCAGAGGCAGCGUUUGGCCUGAAUCCUGUGGAGAGUUGGCUCCGGCGCGCUGCAAACUUUUACGCACACCGAAGAGUGUAACGAAGUUUCUUUGGAUAUUAAGGACUUUGGCAAAGUGGGGCUGAAUAUGUUUGUUCGGUUCAUUCUAAAUAAAGGAAGUUGAAGUAAAUUAAAUGCCCGGAUAAUCACUGUCGCUCACUACAGAUUAGUCUGCACAGAAACCUGGCGGUUAAGGAUUCCGGUGAUCAAAUAAAAUCAAGUAAUUUUUUUAUGUCAGGGUGAGAAACACGAGGCGGAGGGGACGACGGUGCGCUCAGGUGGGAGCGCGCAAAGACUGCACAUUGGUGUGAUCCUGGAGUCGUGAGGAUGGAGAUCCGGCCGGACAGAUUUAAGGCCGAGGCAGCCAAGACUCUCGGGAAAAUAUACAGAGUUCUUGAGAAGAAGAAGGAAAAUGGUGAGACUAUUGAGCUGUCAGUGGAGGGGCGGCCGGAGCUGGUGAAGGAGAAGCAGAUGCCCGUGGUGGACUGCACAUGCUUCGGCCUUCCUAAGCGCUAUAUCAUCGCCAUCCUCUCUGGCAUUGGCUUCUGCAUCUCCUUUGGUAUCCGAUGUAACUUGGGUGUGGCCAUCGUCAGCAUGGUCAACAGUCACACCGUCUUCAGAGACAACAAGAAGGUCAUAGUGGAACCUCAGUUUGACUGGGAUCCAGAAACAGUGGGGAUGAUCCAUGGCUCAUUCUUCUGGGGAUACAUAGUAACCCAAAUCCCAGGAGGGUUCAUCUGUCAAAAAUUUGCAGCAAACAGAGUGUUUGGCUUUGCUAUAGUGGCCACAUCUUUCCUGAAUGUGCUCAUCCCCACAGCAGCGCGGAUACACUUUGGCUGUGUUAUCAUUGUCAGGGUGUGUCAGGGACUUGUGGAGGGGGUUUCAUAUCCGGCCUGUCAUGGUAUUUGGGCAAAAUGGGCGCCACCUCUUGAAAGAAGUCGCCUGGCCACGACAGCAUUUUGUGGUUCUUAUGCUGGCGCUGUGAUUGCCAUGCCAUUAGCGGGAAUCCUAGUCCAGUACAUGGGAUGGUCAUCGGUCUUCUAUGUCUAUGGAAGUUUUGGGGUCAUGUGGUACUGCUUUUGGAUCCUGGUGUCUUAUGAAAGUCCAGCAGCCCAUCCCACCAUCACUGAAGAGGAGAAGAACUACAUCGAGGAAAGCAUUGGGGAGUUGGCCCAGCAUUCAAUAUCGAAAUUCAACACACCAUGGAAGGCCUUCUUUACAUCCAUGCCAGUGUAUGCCAUCAUCGUGGCUAAUUUCUGCAGAAGCUGGACUUUCUACUUGCUUCUCAUCAGCCAGCCUGCAUACUUCGAGGAGGUGUUUGGGUUCGAGAUUAGCAAGGUGGGCAUAGUUUCUGCUCUUCCCCAUCUGGUUAUGACCAUCAUUGUGCCUAUUGGUGGCCAGAUUGCUGACUAUCUACGCACCAACCGAAUCAUGACCACCACCAAUGUCAGGAAACUUAUGAACUGUGGGGGGUUUGGGAUGGAGGCAACUCUGCUGCUGGUGGUGGGCUUUUCUCAUGCAAAAGGUGUUUCCAUUUCAUUCCUGGUCCUGGCUGUAGGUUUCUCUGGCUUUGCCAUAUCAGGUUUCAAUGUCAACCACCUGGACAUUGCACCACGGUAUGCUAGUAUCCUCAUGGGUAUCUCCAAUGGUGUGGGCACUUUGUCUGGAAUGGUUUGCCCACUUAUAGUUGGUGCCAUGACAAAGCACAAGACGCGGGAGGAGUGGCAGGGUGUGUUUCUUAUUGCCUCACUUGUUCAUUACGGCGGUGUUAUAUUCUAUGGCAUUUUUGCAUCUGGAGAGAAGCAAUCUUGGGCUGAGCCAGAGCAGCUAAGUGAUGAGAAAUGUGGCAUCUUGGAUGAAGAUGAACUUGCAAAUGAGACAGAGGAGCUGUAUCGCACAAGUGGAGGAACAGGUUAUGGAGCUAUUAACCAGGGAGGAGAUCCCAAUGGAGCUGCAGGCAUAAUAGGAGGAGGAGGCUGGGUCUCGGAUUGGGACACAACUGAGGAGUAUGUACAACCAGCCGCAACCAGUAAUUACUUUUAUGGAGGAGAUGGGGACCAAAAGGUAACAUAAAACCAGUGGAUCCUCUGUACAUAGCCUUUAGCGAGGCAGAACCAGGGUGGGAUUUCCUGAUGUCAUGAAGAACUUUAAGAGUGCAAAUCUGAUGGAAUGCAGGAGGGCACAAUUUUCAGCAAGUGCGACUGUAUUAAUAUAACUGAACUGAAUUCAAAGACACUGCACAGUCAAGGUGAAGGCAGUAGCAAAUGUAAAGUGUGUGUUUGUGUGUAAUUGCAAUUGUGUACCUUAUUGUGUAAAUAAGAAUGUUUUAGGGCCUGUCAGCCUCCCUGUAAUCACUGCUGGAGAGAGGAUGUGUUUUAGGUCUGGUGUGGCUUUCUCUGAUGUUUAUUUGUUGUAAUAAUAAUUGUAGAAAUUUCUAUAUUAACUGAUAAAAUGUAUCUUUCAUGCCUCUCAUUUACAUUUGUAUCAACCAGAUGACAAAUCUUUAAGAGCUCACUGGUCACAAGCACACUUCAAUUGUAGAAUAGCAGAGUAGGUACAUCUUCUGAUGUUAAAACCAAAAAUAACUAUGUUUUCACACAAUGUAAUAAAAUGUUUUUCCCCUGAAACCAGUGUUAAGUUUUAGAAAAAGCAUGUUACUUGUGCCAACAACAAAAUAUUUUGCACUGCAGUACUGGUUAAGUUACCUACUGUAACUAAACACCUGCAAAUAUUAAUGUACACAGGUUUCUUUGAAAUCUACAUAACCUAUUUUGACAUUUUUAGAUGCAGCAUUUUGAUUUUAUAAUGCAAGACUGGGAAAUAAAAAUGCCUUGUACAGACAGGACUACAUGAAAUGUCACGGUUCAGGGUAAUAACAAUCCUAUAUUAGACAAAUGCAUUUCCUGAAGAAAAUGCGUGUAAUCAGUCUCACCCCCUUUCUGUUGCUUAACACCGCUGACUUUAGUGUGG